AUGACAGAUAAAUCCUCAAGCGAAAGUUUCCAGCAAAUUGUAUUUCUCAUCGAUUCUAAUCCUUCAUUUUGGGGAUCGAACAACUCCGCCGACCAUGCUGCGAAGGCUAUUCGAUUGUGCGUACUUCGAUUGCUAACGUACUUUAGUGAUUAUCGGGAAGAAAAGCGAUCUAAUCUACGAUGGGGAUACAAAAUAUUCAACUCGAGAUCACUUUCACAUCAGUUUGAACGACACGACUUCAAAGAAUUUUUAGUUAAAGCGUUUGAGGAAUUUGAAGAUCAUGUGACGAAGAGGUUGAACGAAUCCUUCGCACAACAAUGGCAAGAAAACGAACUUGAACCGAAGGAACAAGACGAUGCAGAAACUACAACCUUUUCGAAACCUGCGGGAGGAGCUAGAUGUAUUUCUUUUGUUUUUAAAAAUGCUGUUCACGAUUUUCAGUGGGAAAGGCCUGACAUUAGCUCCCCUGUUAGGAGAACUCGUGGAAAUAACAACAUGCUCUUUUACCUUGACAACAGAACCGAUACACAUAAUGUUAUCUUUUUGUUGAGCGGUUGUCCUUAUGAUGAUGACUCAAUCUCGGAAUUCACUGGUGAAAAUUUGUCUUUCCUUGGAACUGUAGAGGGUUUCAAAAGUAUUUUGAUGCCCUCAGUGUUGUACAAGGAAUUCGAGGAAAGGCGCAUUUGUUUACAUUGGGUGAACAUAAGCAACUACCAGCAAGAAGAGGUACAUGUCUAUUUUUUUACAUCGGUUUUGAUGUGAUUUAAGAUGAUGCCAGUUAAGGAAGCUUUGCGGUAAUUCUUCCAGAAAUGACACACAAGGCAGUUUCUAAUAGCAGGUCCUAUGAUAAAGCGUAGAAUUCAUAGGCAUAGACAAAUUUCUCUUCUUCUACAACCAUAAUACCGCUCAGAAAUCUAUUAGCAGCUACUCGGUUAACUGGGCAAGAUUUCCGUAUAACCCUAUACUUCAUGAUGCAUACGAUUAUUUGAUGAAAGAAAACAGUCGCAAAAAGCGUUUGCCUCUCAGAGUAAUACUUUUUUUCGGAUUAGUAUAUGGUUACACUGAAUUUUUCCUUAGAUGAAUGUGCUGUCUUUGCAGUGUCAUUGGCUAGUGGUUUGAUUUCAAAGUAUUGUCAAACUAGUAAACUAAACUGUCGGUCUUGUUUCCUGCCUGUUUCUUAUAUGGCUAGCUGGGUUGUUAGAAGAAUUUUUAUUAAGUGUAGAGAGGUGAAAUCCAAAGUAACUGCAACUGCCAGUCAGAAUGAAGUUAAACAUUACCAGGAGCCAAUGAAGACCCAGUAAAAAAAAAAAAAAACAGGAAACAAUCAAACUGGCUGAAGUGUUAGAAAAUGUUAGUGACCAAGCUGAGGCUUGUUUUAGUCUUUUAUCUGUUGCAAAGCUGGCAUGCAGUUUUUUAACCCCUGAACUCCCAUGAGUGACCAAGACAGAAUUUCUCCUUACAAUAUCAAUACAAUAUCAACCAGAUAAGCGAUGAGAAUAAAGAAAAUAUAAAUUUGGUGAUAAUUAGUUGAUCCAAUAUGAAAUUCUCUGUACCAGCAUUAUUAGAAUUGUAUGGUUGACAGUGAGGAGAAUUAGAAAUUUGAUCUGGGAGUUAAAGGGUUAACCAACUUAAGGUGAUGUGCACACAAAACCUUCUUUUAUUCAGUCAAGUUUCAUUGAAAGUUUAGAUGAAAGUUAUCCUGAUCAACCUAAAAGAUUUGAGACAAUUAAGAACAAGGACAAGUUGAUGAGUUCAGUUCUAAAGCGAAAGCCCAAAAAUGAAUAAAUGAAUAGUCAGUAAGUGCCUGGUGGAGGCGUGGUGGCCUCAUGGUUAGUGCGCUCAACUCCGGAUCGGGUGAUCCAGGUUUGAGCCCUGGCUGGGGUCACUGUGUUGUGUUCUUAGACAAGACACUUUACUCUCACAGUACUUCUUUUCACCCAGGUGUACAAAUGGGUACCAGCAAAUGUGCUGGGGGUAACCCCAUGAUGGACUAGCAUCCCAUCCAGGGAGGAGUAGUAAUACUCCUAGCCGCUUUAUGCUAAGAAAACCGGAGUUAGGCACCGGCCCCAUGGGCCACUUGGGCCCAUAUCAAGGCUUACUUUACUUACAGUAAGUGCCUGAGUCAUGGAGGCAUCUGUCAGCCAAUUGGAAAUAAUCUGAACCUUAAUUAAUCCAGCAUGUGGAUUUGGACUCUUUAAGAUCUGUUUGCUGUUUUUGUAUUUUUACACGAGUUAUUUCUUUUUGUGAAUUAGAACACUAGUGUUAAAACAUCAGUAGAGGUAACAGUGGAACAGCUUGGAGGGUGCCUGAUACCUCUUUCAGCAGUGAUUUAUACAGGGAACAAUUUCUCUGUUGGAUCUAACUUAAAACCUCGAUCUGGAAAAGAUGUUUCAGUUUUCAAGCAAGUCAAAUCAAUUAUGGGACACCUACUUCCUUUUAAAACUGUACUGGAUUCUUAUUUGUGCAAGAAGUCAACAAAGCCAUCAGUACUGGAGGAUUUUUCACAACAGUGGGCUAAAGGAAAAAUGGAUGGUACAGGAUUACUGUGUUCUUUGGGUAAUGUCAUCAGAAUUUAUUGUUGUUUAGUUUCUUCAGUAGUGGCUUCUGAAAAGUUACAAUAUUAUUGACAGAUCCUUGUGGUAAUCUCCAAAAGCUGGAAAGUGAUAACAAUUUUUAUUCAGAGAUUUAUUCUUUUCCUUCUGAAACUCAAAGACUGUAGUCUCCUGAUUACCAUAUAGGUAAAGCUUAUCACAAGUAGUUUUUCUAUAUGUGCAGGGCUCAAACUUAACUUUGAACUUAAUAGUCAAAUGGCUAGUACAUCGUCAGGAUUUACUGGUAAGAUUGCUUGUAAAUGAGCAAAAUCUACCAGCCAAAGUUUAAAAUUUACCAGUAUUUGGCUAGUAGACCACUGCCAAGUUCAAGCCCUGAUGUGCUCUAGAAUCUAUAAAAAUCUCACCUUCUUCAGGUUUAUCAAUGACUUCAUUUUCUCAUCAUAUUUUUGUCUCUGCAUUUGUUUUAAUUUCUUUCCUCUUUUUGACCUACUUCAGGUCCUGAAGAUAAGGUGCAUUGUGCUGUGAAACUUCACUCUAUGUUUCGGUCAGUGGAAGGACUUGAAGGCUUGAGAAAUUCUCAUGAUAACUCUUUAUUAACUGAUCAAACUACGGAUAUGGAGAGAAAACAGUCACCAUCAAAUAAUGACUCAAGCAACUUGAACCUUCUUUGGAUCAGAGGGGUAGUGAGCCACACUUGUGUCUCUCCAACAUGGCUUCACCCCACCAAAGGUUACUCUUGUAUUGGUUUGGACAACAGUACAGACUCCUCUUUGUGCUCUCAGAAGCUUAUUUCUGGGUGGUACCAAGCACUUCUACUUUCUUUGGCAAAAGAGAACAAAUUACUGGUAUGAAAAUUUUCCAAUAAAUGAUGUGUUACUUAAGUUCAAAUUGUAUAAAGUGCUGUUUCCUAAAUUGCUGAAAGUUGUUCAUUUGAUAUGCACAUUUGUAUGUGUUUUGGGUCUCCCACUAAUACAGCAUUGGAAAUGUAAAUCCCCAAAGAAAUUGUACUAUAAAAACUGAAAUUUUUUUCUGUAUUUUGUUUGAACAAAUUUUUGAACCUGACAUACAUGUAACAGAAUUUCCACUAAAUACAAAUUCUGGCAACUUUAUGCUAUGCUUUAAACUUAAAUGACUAAUGGUUAACAAUGCAUUUUACAUGUAAUUAUUGAAGAUAACUCACUAAAUUCCUUUAAGGUAGUAAUACUUGUCAAAAGUAGGCUUACCAAAAACUGUGCCAUACAUAACAAUUAACACCCUUUAUAUCACUUCUCUCCCCUAUGACCAAUUUAUUGGGCCUCAGCUGCAGAAGUUUAUCUCAUUUGGAGUUUAUCUGUUUGACUUCUGAUUUUGCAGUAUUUUUUUUUAUUUUAUUAUUUUUUUGCAGAGGCAUAUUUUGUCAGAUCUCCAAAAUCCAGAAAAGUAAAAGCCCCCAAAAUUCUGAUGCCUAAGGGUUGAUAACUCUGACUGAUUCCUUUAAUUCCCAGAAAUGAUGAACUUCUCCCUUAAUAUCCAUACAUUAUCCAGCAUCUUAUUUCUCCUAGAAAAAAUAAUAGAAAAUACUCAAACUUGUUCAGUAGAAGUUGUCAUCUUGAUCUACCACCAAAUUCUCUUUACUAAUUUAAAAGGAAAGAUGUUGCAGUUAGAGGAGAGAACUAAAAAUCAGAUCAGGGGAGUUAAAGGGUUAAAGAUACAAUGUAGUUCUAACCCUUUGUCUUACAACUUGUCUUUUUUUCGGGCAGGUUAUUGAUUUUCUUGAUUGUGAUAGUGGGUUACCAGUCACUGGAGUCCUCCAACCUUUGACCUCUGUCUGUGGUGUGAUAAAUGUUAUUGCUUCAGAAUUUCUUGUAGCUUUUGAAAAGCUUCUUCUGUGGCUUGGCAAUUCUUCAAAUUUAGACAGAACAAAAUUGAUAACUGUGGAGGCUUGCCCAGAAUUGAUCAGUAACUAUAGAUCCCAAGAUGAUCCUAAAUCAACUGGAUCACUUUCUUACCCUGCAGUCUUUCUUGGGCUUACUGGAUCACAAGGUGAGAUGAAAGUACAUGUUGUAAUAACUUGCUACUCUUUUCUGUGCAGUCAUACCACAGUGUGAUUUUGAAACUCCCAGUUGGGACUGCUUUGCAUCAAAAGAGUGUAAAUAACAAAUUUAAGAAUAAUGAUUGGCAAUAUUUUGAAAUCAUGAUGUUUUAGGGAUAACAUAUGACAAUUAUCAAAUGCAGAUAAGUGAAUUAAGGAAUUAGUAAUGACACACACUACACAAAGAAAUAAAAUUACAUGAGAAUAGCAAAAUGCUUCAUUGUGGAAUACACAGACUCCACUCUAGUAGAACUGUUUAUUUUGUUAGAUACAUUCAUUGUUUCCAACCUCUUUUCACCCUUCCAUUUCUAUGUAAUAUUGUGACCAAUUCUUGUGUCAUUUGCUUAUGACAAUGACGACAAGUUGUUGCCAAAGCUUCAGGUUUUGGCAUUCCUUAUUUUUAUUCUAAAACAUUCUCAUAUUUGGCAAUAUAACUAGCAAUGGAAAUUAUGGAUUCCUUGAAGAUACUGUAUGUUCUUGUGAAUAAGUGAGAGCUGAAACAUAGACAUGCAAGAGAACUAAUCUUACCCUUUAACUGGACCUAAAAUCAGUAUGCAUUAUCUCCACAGAGUUCUCCAUACGUUUCCUUUAGUAUCAACAAUAUUGAGAAUUAUUUAUCAAUCAAGAGUUUCUUUAAUUGACUUUCACUUUAUUUAUUGUUAUGAUCCUAGUGUUCAAUCCAGUGAUGAUGAUGUGAGGAGAAAUAAGACUCUUAUCAUUCUUAGGAGAUAAAUUGUUAAUGAAAUUCAUUACCAACAUUUACAUAUUUUUCUAAAUAGCUUAAUUUGCAUUAAAUCUUUAGAUCCGGUCAGAAAUAAAGUAGAAGAAUUUGACGCAAUAUCUUUUUAUCCUUGGGGUACCUCUCCUGUCAAGGAAAACAUGAUUGGUUCAUUUUUGAAUGAACUAAAAAGGUAUUGUAUUGCACUUACAAUUUAUGUUGUCAAUGAAGUAGGUACCUAUAGUUUAAUGCUUUAACAUCCAUAAAUGAUGAACAUAUAACUUCUCCCUGGAUUAUCUAUACAUUAUUCAGCAAACAGGUAAUUGAGAAUAUGCAAACUAAUCAGGUAGAAGUUGUAUCUUGGUUUAACACCAAAUAUUCAAGCUAAUUUACCAGGAAAUGUGAAGCAGCUGUAGAGGGGAGAAUUUAUAACCAGAUCUUGGGAGUUAAAGGGUUAAUAAUUUUGAAGGUACAUUAUGGAUUACAAAAUGGCACACACUGUAGUCCUGUGCAGUUAUUACAGUAGAGGGGUCACAGUGCAGCACUUUUCACCAUUCCUACACUACAUUGUUUUUUUUAAGUUGGAAAUCCAUAAUUGCUUGUUGGCAAAAUGUUAUAGUUAAAAUAAUUGUUGGUAUAUACAAUGACAUUACGCACUGAAACAGUGGAUAGCGUCAAAGGUGUGCCCUGAUUAGCUACUCAAACUUUAAAUAUCUGAGCAACUCAUGCAGGAUUUGUGCCUGAAGAACUGUAAUGGUUGCAAGAACAAAUGAGUUCAAAUAACUUUUUUUCGGUUGUAUAUACCAAGACAAGUAUUUACCCCAGUGUUGUUGGUUAGCAGUGGAUUGCUGCUCUGCUGCUUGGUAGAUAUAUAUCCACCACUAGCCAGCUCCACUUUGGUGAAUAUUUGUUCAUUAUUAAUGAUGAAUAUUGACCAAAAUAUUGUGAUUGACAGGGAUAGGAAGUCUGAAGAGGAGAGAGAGGAUUAUGUUGAUGAUGAAGCUGCUCUAAUGAAAGAAUUGAAGGAUCUUUAUAAUAAGAAAGAAACACAUUCAGUAUCAGCAUCAUCCAGUGUAAGUCAGUUAUCAAAGAAGCUGAAGGAGUGUGCUGCAGAGAAAUCAGAGUUGGAGAGUACCUCAUUGAAGCAGAAGUAAGUACAUGUAAUAAGGUACAUAAACUUUUACUUGUAACAGUUGUAUGAAUGGGUGCUUUGUCUGAAACUUCUAGGCUUGGUGGCUUACCCAAUCAGUUAUUCAAACAUGUGUAAUACUAUUCUUUUGCCUUGUAAGAAGCAGCACCUUUGAGUGAAUGAUAUUAUUGGAAUCACCCUUGAAAAAAAUCCAGAUAUUUUCAUGGCCUGUUUUUGGGCUGGUUUAAUGAUUACUUUUCCUUAUUGACUUCUAUAUAAUGUCAUUGACAAUGAUUGAUGAAUUUAUUAUCAUCAUGUCUUAGAUUAAAUGUACUUUGUAUGUUUCUUCAAGUUCAAAUGAAUUAUUGCUCAUGCAUGACACUUUGGUAAUUUAUCGAUUGCCAAACUAUAGUCAAUUUGAAACAUAAUUUCCUUUUGCUAAUGACAUAUCAUGUGAUUGACUCUCAAUUGAAAAGCAGUCAUUUUGAAAGGAACUUGUAAUUCUAGUAUCAACUCUUGUUUUUUUUUAUUUCUGCAGAAGGAAUUUGAGAAAGGAAACAAAUGUGGAUAAUCAGAGGGGCAAGUUAGAUAUAAAUGAAAGUCAAUCUGCAGUUGAGAAUAAUAGUGCUGAUGUCCUUCUCACUGACAAUGAUAGCCAGGUGCCUGAUGAUAGCACUGGAAUUCAGCAAGUCCCAUGUAAUCUGAAAGGUACAGUAUAUAACAGUGGCUACCAAAUUAUUGACCUUUGAACAGACAUCUCACUUACAAUUUCUAAAUAACUGAGAGAAGUCAUCUUGAUUCAUGAAAUUCCCUACACAUUUGAAAUGAUGCUCUGCUGUAUCUUGCUCAUUGUUCCAAUGAUUAGGUGUUAUGAGGCAUACACAUAAAGCAGUUAUGCAGGUUUUUUCAUAAUUUUCAGACUAGUGAUUACCUGGAACUGCAUGUUUUUGGUAGGGAAUUUUUUCAUCAUUGUUUCUGGAGAUAUUUGUUCAAUAGACAAUAAUUUUGAAGUCAGUAUCUUGUCCGUGGGCUUUGCAUUCAAAGAUUAUUUUUUCUGGAGUGGCUGUGGUAUUGUGGUCAUAUUUUUUGUCAUAAAAAUGAACAUUAAUUUUUUAUUUUUGCAGAUGAAGCUGAGUUGAUAAUGACCAUUUGUGAUUUAACCAACAAAGUUAUUUUGGAGGUAAGGAUGCAAUUUUUUUUAAUGAAGAAUGAAUGCACAUGUGGUUCAAGAAUAUUUGAAAAAAUUGAAAUAAAAAUGUUUAUUAUUAGUCUCAUUACAUUUUUUGAUUUUGCUAGGGAGCAAAUAUUCUUCAUGAAAUCACAAACAUAGUGACCAUAGUUUCCCAAUUUUUUGUGAAUGAGGAUGAUAACAGACAGAAGGUAUGUUUACACACUUACAUGAGCUUUUACCUUUAAAAAUGUUUAAGACAUUUUGUAUACCCAUGAUGAGCUGAAGAGAACUAGUGUGCUAAAGAACAAAUAGUUAUUGAUAAUAUUAAUACUUUAUUAUUGUUAUGCUUUACCAGGAUCAGCAACUGCAAACUUGUUUGGUAAUGGUUCCAUUACUUCCACAACUUAAUUGUUUUUAUUCAUGUAGGGGUUGUCAAGAAGGUAAAUGCAGUAUGGUCUAAGAAAAGUAAUUCUUUUUCUUUCCCAGGCACUUGUUUCACAGUUUUUAGAGGAGCAUGUACUCUUCACAGUAUCAGCACUAAGAGAAAAAUAUGAAGGAUGUAGUGAUGUCAUUAGACAAGGGCAGCAACUUAGAGAGUAAGCAGCUGCUUUUUUUUUAUCUUUUAAAUCUACAUUGUAUCCUUGAGCAGGUGUUAUGCCUCCCACUUUAAAGAAACAAAGAAGUGAGCACAAAGGGGUGACAGGAGACAACCCCUUGGGUGACUUUUCAAUAGUGCUCUAAUAAAAUGUUUAAAACUUUCACCUUCUUGAUUUCUACAGUCAUUCUCAUUACUGUCUGCCCCACGUUUCCCAUAAUGUUAGUUUUGAGAAUUUUCUGUUGAAUCAAAUUAUGUAUGUAUGUUGAUACUUUUCUUUAUUCUCAUCACCUAUGUGCUUGAUAAUGUACUGAUGUUAUAAAGAGAAAUUAGUUCUUGGUCACUUCUGGAAUAAAAGGGUCAAGAUCAUGGCACCCCAGACUUUUAAGAAAUGAGCCAUCAGGCACUUAGGGAUUUUUUUUAGAGCACAGCUUUGUAUUAACCAAUCAAACCAUGUAGUUAAAGAAAUUGAUAAAAGUUGAAAACAAAUGAUUAAAAAACAUUAAUGCAUUCAAUGGAUUACAUGUGUUUUUGAGUUACUACUCUGGAAUUUUGAUUGAGAACAAACUAAUUGUGUGCUGAAUUCUAAGAAAAACACUUGGUUUCCUCAGACUGUUCUACAGUAAUUGUAUGAAUUAUGAUAUCUUAAGUGUAAUGAAAAUAUUGUAAAGACGUUAAACUAUUGAUUACACUUAAAAAGCUAGCACAGAAACCUCAACUUGGCAGCAUAAAUUUUAAUUUCUGAUGUCCUUUUACACCUUGCCUUUGUAUCAGGUACCAGCUCCAGAUCCUGCUUCGAUUGGAGAUUGCAGCUCUCAUAAAAGCUGAUGAAAACAGCUCCCUUGUUGAAGAGGUUGUUAUUUUAUAUCUUAAAUAAGGUUAAUAUGUGCAUAAACCGCUGUGUUCAGCAUGUACCUUGCACAACGGAGCAAAUUUCUUCCAUAUUCUUCUUCCUAUUAAAUGAUUGAAGGGGAUAAGCUUCUAAAGAAACUGUGAUGCAGAAUUGGUGGGGGGUACAACAAGAUGACUGGGUUUUAUCAUCCAAGUUGGCCAGUUUAUAUUAUCAACUUAGUUGUUAAAGCCAAAUUAUCUUCAUUUUAUUCCAUUACACCCUAACAUUGAUCAGUAUAUGUUUUCUCCACACUGUUUUCUAUACAUUUCCUUUAGUACUGAAAAAGAGAAUUUGCUCAACAAUCAACAGCCUCUUUAGUUGGUCAUCAUUUCCUUUGUUCUCAUGAACUCAAGGGCUCAAUGUUUGUUUUAAGGGUAAUACUGGUAGGAGUCAUAUUAGUUACUAAUCGCUCUGAGGGGUUAAAGGGUUAACUGGUAUCCUGCCUCUGUGAAAGUAUUAUGUUUGGUUUUUCUAGUGGUUUUAAUAACACUUACUCUUUAGGGAGGUCAAUCAUGUAGAACAAGAGUGGUUUUGAGUGACAUUCUUAAUUUGUUGACAGUUAAUAACUGGGAUACAUACCCCAGCGAUCUUGAUCUGUUAAAUAAGUCUCAUUCGAACCCUGUUGUAGGUCACUGUACUCCUCAGAGCCAUCUCAUUUAUGAAGGACCUGAAGUUCCUGACUAUUUUCCUUCGUGAGGUACUUCUUUUUAGGUAAGAAUGUUCAUUCGCAAUCAGAAUAAUUUUUAAUUGAAUAUCACAAAUAAACCACUGGAACCCAUUGCUUUAAUCUUACCACUCGUUGUGAUUGAUGUGUGUUGGAGAGGAGGUAAAAACUUCCAUCUCUUUUUUCCUUACCUUUUCGCCACCUGCACCUUUGGCUCCCGUUUUUCGCUCUUUCGUUUGUUUUCAUUUGUCAGACACUUCAGAUUAUUGGAUAGCCAACGUUUGUAUUUUCAUUUUUCUUUCCCGCUUACUGCCCCCAACAAGUUACCGUUUCCUGCCCUUUCCUCUUCCGUUUCCCAUACUCCACUGAGUUGGCAUAUUUUUUAACUAGUUCUUGGCAGUUGUAAUGUCGACAAUGUGUUCUAUGCAGUUCAUUGGUUUUUUAUCUUAAAACCCUGUUGGACUAACUCUGCCUGCACGCUUCACAAACUUCAGGUUCAGACAGAAACUCGCCAAGUUCCUCUGUGCUGUUUACGAAGGUUUGAUGAUGCGCCCUCCCAGAGAAGUGUCUACGCCUUCUAAAUGGUCGAGUGAUGAUGAAUCGCCAAUCAGACGCCAAAUCAACUCUGUCUCUAGCGCUAAACAAGACUCUAAUCAACCCAGGUAACUUACCAUUCUUGGCAUGUAAAUGUAUUUUGUUAUAGACUUCGGAUUGAAGUUGAUUUAAAAGAAUUGAAAAUAAAUCACGGACUUGGCAAUCCAUUGACACACAUCAAUGUAAACAUUUGAAGUGAGUUUUUCGACCAGAAACCAGACCUUACUUCCUCGCUCAGUUCAUCCUCAAUAGAAAUAAGUUCUGUUAGAUGUCUUCAACGCUCGACCUGAAGUCUUUUUUAAAGGAACUGUUGAUAUUCUACUUUACGUUUUGCUUUACAUCUGCAGGUAUCUCGCAUUUCUGAUUUGAACCUUCAAAAAAAACUAAUUUUUCCAAAAGGAGGGGGUCAGGAGGUCAGCUGAAAACAUAAAGCACUAUAAUCCAUAUUUGUACACAGAGAUUUUCGCCUGGCGACGUGCAAACAUUAUUUUCGUCGCUUUGUUUAACAUGGCACCCACUUUUGAAAAUAUUUUCCAACCUUUUUUCCAGAUUGGGAAAGUUAAGGCUUCGAAAAAAUAGGAAAAAACAACAAGAAGCUGUUAACGAGCUAGAAAACAAAACUAGGCUCCAUGCAUCAAGCAGAUAGAUGUUAUUUCUCCUGCUUCAUUUCAGUUAUGAAUCACGAAAGACACCGAAAUGUGAUACGAAAUCCUCGCCUGUGGCUUGUAUGUCCUUUUCUUUUUCUUGACAGACACAGGGCAAAAUGAAAUAAAUUCAUUCAGUUAACAACGAGUUUUCUUCUUUUUUUUUUACAAGGAGCAGUGGAUGUCGUAUUAUCACCCGUCGUUCUAGCGUUUCAGAUGCUGGUGGUAAAAGGAGAGAGAUUGUUGUACCGGGAAAGGCAAAACCAAAGGAUAAAGAAAAAGAAAAGGCACUGAAGGCGAAACCGCACGUGUCUCUUAGUUCAAGAGGUAAAAAAUCUAUACAAGUAUUAUCUUUUCCCGAGGCAAACAUAGUUUCUUAGGACGAAAUAAUCAAGUUAUUUAGACUGAAGAUGGAUACAUUGAAGGAAACCUAACAGAAUUGUUCAUAUGUAACGGUAUUAAAAAGCAAAAGAAGAAAUUUAAGAUUUGCAACAACAAGUUUGAUUUGAAACUUUCACGACUUGAAUUUACUUUAUGUUUCCGUAUGGUUUGUGCAUUCGUGGUUCGGAAAGCUUGGUUUAUAUCAUUACUGAUUUCUUAGGAUUUCUUCCAUUUCAUUCAUCUUUCCCUUCUACUUCUUUAUCUUUUUCUUCUGUGCAGGCUUUAGAUGUACUUGUUAGAUACCGUUAGAAGUGAGGACGCGUUGUAUUAUUACAUUUCUAGGUGGAAGCCAGAAGGAAAAGAAAAAAGGGAAGGUUCAGAAGACACCAGUAAAACAAGUUCGACGAAAUCUCUUCAUUGAAUCAAAAGAAGGUGAUGAAAAUAACUCAACCGCUAGAGUGCCAAGGAAAAGGAAGUUGUCAGUAGGAGAGAAAAAGAAACACGCAAAGCGACGAUUUCAGCGGAGGAAUACUGUGGGUAUGUACAGUAAUCAUGCUAUCAUAGACCCUUAUUUAACUAUUCCAAGUCGCCAGCCGAGAAAUCAAAACCAUGCAUCCAACGGUGAAGUUCUGCCGGCGCUCAAUACAUGUUUAUGCGGAGAAAAGGAAGUUGCUAUUUGAAAAAAAUUACAAAACUCUUGCAAUUCGCCUCAACAGCACAUCACGCGAGUUUUCCUUUUUAUCCUUAACUGCUUCUUCUCAUAUGGCUGGAUCGGAAAACGUGCAAGCCCAGCCACACCCUUGACGUGAUCUCAAGGCGCAUGAUCGGCCCGAAGUAUCCCAGACAAAUUUGAUAUUGAGGUUAGAGCUAAGUUUUUAGAGAUUAACGGCGGUGCAUAUUUAUUUGUUUGACAGGUUCUUUUUCAAGCUCCACGGUUCAGGAGACUCCUGCCCAUAAACAGGUCUCUAAUGCAUUAUGGUACAAACAGGAUCGAGCCAGGUCAGUUGCUUUAGUUCCAUUACAUAACAAAGACGACUAUUACCAGCCCUGUAAAACGCUGUAGUGUCCUUGUACCAUGCCAAAUGGUUCAUGACAUUUCGGCUAGCGGCAUCCGAAAAGCAAUUUGAUUUGGCGAACACUAAGGGCCGUUUAUUUAAACAAAGUUUAUCCGUUGUUUAACAAAACCGCGUUCUAAGCCAUUUUCAAUGUAGCCGAACCUUUUCUCAACAUUUUUUUCGGUGAGCAGUGUCAAGAAAGCCGAAGGCCAAUAGUGGAAGGAAAAUUUAUUUAAUUAAAUCAACCGUCUCAGAGAGAAUCCCUGAGGCCCACUGCUUUCGUAAAAUCGCUGUUUGGGGUAACAGACCUCGUGUAAAUAAUCGGCCCUUAAGGUUUGGUCGUUCUUGCCGCGUAAAGGCGACUCUGGUACGACUCAGAUCAUACGCGGAAUGUCCCAUACUCCCUUCUCUCUAUGGUGAACAAAGAUAAAAGAAAAAAUGCUUAUCGAGCGUGACUCAAUCACAAGUGACCCAGUAGUUUUUAAAUGAUGACCCAAAUAAUAAGUAAGAAACAUGACUAAAGAGCUGAACUCCGAACGACCCAAAUCAAACCCAGUAAUAUAAGACAGAGCAGGAUUUGAACCCAGGCCCACCAAGCAGAAAUAAAAUGGCUUAAACCGCUUGACAAUCUUACCUCUCUUUGGUACGGAAACAUUGGGUAGAAUGUUUAAAAACGGGCCAAAAAGGUAAAUAAACAAAAAGCAACAUCCAUAUGUUUGGAUUUAUUUUGAGUAUUGUUUUCGUUGAUUUUUAGAAACAUAAUCAAACUGUUUUCUAUAGUCUUGAUUUCAAAAACUCAUGAUCGAAAUCUAUUUAUUCGGGAACUCAGCAUCGACAUUGUGUAGUUUACUAUGGAAAUUUAAUUUUCCCUGAACGUUCUAUGUUCUCUGAUUCCAGAAAACGUUCUAGAGCUCAUACAGAGGUGCAUAUUUUAGAAGAGUCGCCCCUUAAAGAGUUAAAAGCAGGUAAAUUGUCUUAAAAGUACUUCAAAGCAAUAUUUUGAGGUGUUGACUGCUACGUGCAAAAUUACAUUUAUCUGCAAUGUUAAGAUUUUGAAGUAUUCUUGAGGCGCCACGUAAUUCUUUUCAUCUCUGCACAGCGGAAAUUAGCAGUAAACGCCGCGCUUAAUUUGAGAAAUGUGGCGUUAUUUCGAGGUUUAUGAUAAAAGAGAAUAUAAAGUACGGUAAUCUACACAAUCCUUGGAUAUUUCUGUCGAAAAAACGAGAUUUUGCAACUUUACACGAACUUCGGUGUUACGUAAUGUUUAUAACGAUUUUCCGAAAUUUUUGUCUUUAAUUUAGGAAAUAUGCUUUUGAAAAAACCCUGCAUCAGAAACUCUGAAAAUUAAAUAAACGCCGCGGCGUCAUAUAGUUAUGGUUUUUUAACUGAAAUACAAAUCUUUGCAGGAGAAGGUCUCCCUCGAAGAAGUCCACGAAAGCCUCCGCUGGCAACUUUCCAGCGGAGUCAGUCAUUCUAUGGGCGCUCUGCUAGUACAGGCCCUUUGACAAGAACUAGGUCCUUCAGUGGAGUGUACUCCCGUGACUCGCCACAGAAAGGACCUACAGAGGGAUUGGAUUCCAUUUCUACUCAGGGAGCCGUUGUGAAAAAGGCAACUCAGAAGUUGUCCUCUCCAGCUCUUUCACCAUUGCGAUUUUCUCCACGGCAGAAAAAGAAGUUUUCGUUACACAGUUUACUGACCACAUCUAAAGAAUGUGAUCGAAAGAAGGAAAGUACCUUAAGUCACCAGAAUCCAACAACACCCAAACAUAAAUUCACGUCUACAGCCACAAGGUCCUCACCGAGGCUCUUUAAAAAGCGCUCAUUUUCCUGUAUUGGAUUUUCGUCCGUUCCCUUUCCAGAAGCCCAUGAGGAACGAAAAGUCAUUCCCCUCACUAAAAAGCCCAGCUUAUCUGAGAAUACACAACCGCCACAAAAGGACACUCCCUUGGACGCGAAUUCACAGGAGGAAUUCAUGAAAACCCCGAGGAAAGAGAAAUCAGAUAACAUUUCGGAUGUCCGAGUUACAGCUCCAACAUCGCAUGGGUCCUCCCCAAGACUUAUCAAACAGCGCUUUAAUGCCAGAGUUGCACUUCUGUCUCCUGAGAAAAGAAAGUCUAAGCCGCUUGGCAGGAGAUCCAGGUCAUUUGAUAGUAAAAACUGUACUUCUCCAAUAAGAAAUGGUAAUUGUUUGGAUGCUCUCUCGCAAAAAGGCUCUAUGAAAACGCCCACGAAAGAAAAAUCUGAUAUUUGUUCAGACAACAUGGUGACUUCUCCCAAAUUUACUCUGGCGCAGCAUGUAAAGCAAACUCCAUCAAAGGAUUACUUUAUGGAUGAAUGCGUUAUUCGUCUUACACCAAUUCGUAAAUCUAUGAAGUCCCCCUUGCAUGUUUCUCCAGCGGUUCUCGCAGAACUUUCUCCGUUUUCUCCUCGCCAUCCACAUCGAAAUGGAAAAGAAUUCACCAAACUGGAGGACUCUGUUCAGGGCGUCGACGAAAAUGCAAAAACGCCUGCAAAGAACAACAUCAAACCCACUAUCCGUAGCUGUCCGGGAUUGCUAUGCAAGCGUGACAGCAAUGAGACUUGUCAACAAACGUUAGAGCAAUCUUUAUGCAACCGAAAAGACUUAAAACCCACUGUUACGGUCUCUCCAAAGUCGACUCGAACUAAUUUGACGGAUCCUACCACCCCGGUAAGAGUUUGCCAUCUGGACGACUGUGUGGUGCUUCUCACUCCCAUGAGGACCCUUUCAAAAUCUCCAGUGCACUUGCCAUCAGAAGAAAAAAAGGUAGUGGCGAUUGGUUCGGACUCAGAAAGCGCCAAGGUGACUGUUGAUGCCAGAAUUAAGUCACUCCAGUCAUCGUCAAAAACCACCCCAAAGUCUGCUCGUGUUGAUACGAUUGAGCGCAGAUUGAGAGCAAAAUCUCCGAUACCUGAUAACAAAUCCACUGACAUUGAAAGCCGAGGAGCAGAAACGUUUAGCUAUGGUAAUACGCUAAUAAAUGACAAUGAUCAUUGCCUCCAGAACUCAACUGCCACAGAGGGAGCAGAAAGUAUCGCAAGACAAGCCAAUUUCCAAGAAGAUGAAAUAUUUCUUCGCAUGACCGGUGCAUCUGUUGUAGGAGCGCAAUUGCCAUGGAAUCCAGCUCUACAGAGCUCGACUCCGCCUCCCAAAAGAGGAAAAAAGAAAUCGCACGGUGUGUCUAAUUCACCGGCUGAAACCAAGCGCUUGAGUCCCCUUAACCAGAUACUCCGACAGCAAAAACGAAAAAGGUGUUUCUCAGCCUCUCCAGCUGACAAAUGUGCCAGGGAAGCUUGUGAAGUAGACGCACGUGAAAUAUACGCACGUGACGGAUCGUCGUGUGCCCCAAGGACUCCUAUUAAGAACGGGAACGAGCACAUGUCGAUUUGUUGUGGAGUUUCUGUGAAACUCAGCUCGGCUAAUGAAUCUUGUUCACUUGUUGAGGACAACUCUAGGUCGUCCGAGGAGGCAGAUGACUGGCUUAGUGAAAUAGAGAAAGAGUUUGACCGUAGUGUAGCGAAUUCAAAUGAGACUCAAAAGUCACCUGCAACCAAGAAGCGACGAAUACACAAGUCUGUUGUCUUUGGGGGAAGGCGCACCAGAAAAGGGAGUGGUAAAAAACCUAGGGGUAAAAACGUUGAUUCUUCUCGAAGCAGCGACGCCAGCUACGAGGAUGAUGACGAAGUGUUUCAGAGUCCUGGAAUGUUAGCUUCUCGUCUGAUGCGUCGACAUGUGAACAAGACCCCUAUAUCAGCGAGCAGUAUCAAAGUUUUGCAAGAAUCUCCCAUACUUCUUGACAGUAAACUUUCACCAGCACUUUCACCUCGAACUGGAGGUUACUCCGAUGUGUCUCCAAAUUAUCCAAAGCGCAAUCGGAGAAAAUUUGAUGAUGUGUCCGACAACAGAGAAGCCGGUAUGUCGGUGUCCUACACUGAUGAUCAGGAGGCACCGAUUGCUCGCCCUUUAAGGAAACGACUCAAGCUACAUACUUGA
Pocillopora meandrina is the source of this 16478-nucleotide messenger RNA. NCBI's taxonomy places the organism in Eukaryota, Metazoa, Cnidaria, Anthozoa, Scleractinia, Pocilloporidae. The record is from the annotation of a GenBank genome assembly.